AUGGCGUCUGCUUCCAGCGAUUUGACGGGGUAUCUGAAUGCUGCAGAUGCUGCUGCUUUGGAUGUAGAACUCAUGACGGAACCAGGGUUCUCGUUGGAGCAACUGAUGGAGCUUGCGGGACUCUCCUGUGCCGAAGCCAUCUAUCAGGUAGUGGAAGAACGCCGACAACAAUCAGAGACUCCUCGAAUACUCUUGGUGUGUGGACCAGGAAACAAUGGCGGUGAUGGAUUGGUUGCAGCACGGCAUUUGGUCAUGUUUGGCUACCAGUGUGAUGUGGUCUAUCCCAAACAAUCCAAAAAGCAACAUUUCAUCAACUUGGUACAGCAAUGCAAGGAUGUGGGCAUUACCGUCUCCGCGGAAAUGCCAGAAUCAACUGGCAAAGGCAACUCUCCUUAUGAUGCCAUUGUGGAUGCUAUAUUUGGGUUUUCGUUCCAAGCAGGGACGAUAAGAGAACCGUUUGCCACCAUCUUGACCCAAAUAAAGGAGGAAGCAGACGCCAAUAAGAACCUUUCAACUAUCAGUGUGGACGUCCCCUCGGGUUGGAACGUCGACGAGGGAGACGUGGCAAAGACUGGAUUCAUGCCAGAUGUUCUGAUCAGCCUGACAACUCCUAAACAUUGUUCCAGGAGUUUUCCUGGACGCCAUUUUGUUGGUGGUCGGUUCCUUCCUCCCAAACUGGCUGAAAAGUAUGGCGUCCAGAUGCCUCCUUACCCGGGUGUGAGUCAAGUCAUGGAAAUUAAAAGUGCCUCCGUUGAUGCCAAGAUGUAG
Molecule: messenger RNA, 768 nt
Organism: Seminavis robusta
Lineage: Eukaryota; Bacillariophyta; Bacillariophyceae; Naviculales; Naviculaceae
Source: the annotation of a GenBank genome assembly